Dromaius novaehollandiae (emu) is the source of this 1314-nucleotide messenger RNA. It is a transcript of the gene CDK20, whose product is annotated as cyclin dependent kinase 20. The coding region runs from base 76 to 1311 and encodes 411 amino acids. Lineage: Eukaryota; Metazoa; Chordata; Aves; Casuariiformes; Dromaiidae. The record is from RefSeq and is a predicted model, not a curated record. Gene Ontology annotation, cellular component: nucleus. Gene Ontology annotation, biological process: protein phosphorylation. Gene Ontology annotation, molecular function: protein serine/threonine kinase activity; ATP binding. The transcript has 8 exons.
CAGGGCAUUGUGGGAUGGAGGGGACCUGCCAGUGUCCCAUGGCGCACUGGGGGCGGCUUCGCAGGGCAUUGUGGGAUGGAGGGAACCUGCCAGUGCCCCAUAGUGCACUGGGUGAGGCUUUGCAGGGCAUUGUGGGAUAGCAUGACCAGUAUGGACCAGUACAUCAUCCUGGGGCGCAUCGGCGAGGGCGCCCACGGCGUCGUCUUCAAGGCCAAGAACAGAGAGACGGGGGAGACGGUGGCGCUGAAGAAGGUGACGCUGCGGCGGCCCGAGGACGGGGUCCCGCCCCAGACGCUGCGGGAGAUCAAGGCGCUGCGGGAGAUCGAGGAGAGCCCGCACGUGGUGCGGCUGCGGGCGGCCUUCGCGCACGGCCCCGCCGUGGUGCUGGCCUUCGAGUUCGUGGCGGGCGACCUGGGGGGGCUGCUGCGGGCCGCCGCCGCCCCCCUGCCGCCCGCCCGCGUCCGCGCCCUGCUCGCCAUGACGCUGCGGGGGCUGCGCCACUGCCACCGCCUCCGCAUCCUGCACCGCGUGGUACCGAGCCCCGGAGCUGCUCUACGGCGCCCGGCACUACGACGAGGGCGUCGACCUGUGGGCCGUGGGCUGCAUCUUCGGGGAGCUGCUGAACCUGUCGCCGCUGUUCCCGGGCGAGAACGACAUCGAGCAGCUGUGCUGCGUGCUGCGCGCCCUCGGCACCCCCACGCCCCGCACCUGGCCGGAGCUGGCGGAGCUUCCCGACUACCGGAAGAUCUCGUUCCGGGCGCAGCCGCCGGUGCCGCUGGAGCAGCUGGUGCCCGACGCCCCCCCGGACGCCCUGGCCCUGCUCCGCCGCUUCCUCGUCUACCCCUCGCGCCAGCGCAUCCGCGCCCACGAGGCCUUGCUGCACCCCUACUUCUUCGCCCCCCUGGCAGCGGCCCCCCCCGUGGUUCUGCCCCCCCGGGGGGGCCCCCGGCCGCCCCCCGACUUCUGCAUCGACGCCCCGCUGCUGCCCGGGCUGCCCCCCCCCGGCGCCCUGGCCCCCGCCGACCCCCCCCCGGAGCUGUGAGCGCCCCCCCCUCCCCCCGGGGGGUCCGGACGCCGGGGCCCCCCCGAGGGGAGCUGGGCUGGGGGGGGAGGGGGGCCUGGACGCUGAGGCAGCGAGACCCCCAGCAAGGGGGGGAAUCGCCCCCCCCCCCCGGGGCCCACACAGGGAAUCCCACCCGGAGACGCCGGAACGGCCGGUUCUGCCCCAAAACCGGGGCUGAAAACUGCGAUUCCGGGGCUGAAAACGUCAACUUGGGCUGGAAAUCGGGACUUUGGGGCAGAAAAUUGUGACAC